CAGGAAAUUUGCUGAAGGCAAAUGUGCGGAAAGAGGGUGAAAUUUACUAGACUCACUUCUAUGAACACAUUAAUUAAAUCUUAACAACAUCUCAACAAGAAGAGUAACAGCAAUUUGUCAUCAUGGAUGAAACAUAUACAGAGAGCAUGAAUACAACAACAUUUGAUUACUACGAAGCAGACGCCUGCUCGACUAAUGGUUCACAGCUGAAUCCAGAUCUCAAGGCUGCCAUUUUCUACAUGGUUUUUGGACUUGGCCUUAUUGGCAACAUCACCAUCUUAUGGGUCCUCUUGAAAAUCAUGCAUGUGAAAAAUAUGACAAAUCUCUGCCUGCUGAAUCUGGCUCUGUCAGACCUACUAAUGGUCCUCUCACUGCCCUGCUGGGGUCUCUAUGUUCAGGGCCACUACUUAAAAGCCAAUGAAAUGUGUAAAGCAAUGGCAGGUACAUACCAAGUGGGAUUUUACAGCGGAAUCUUGUUUGUUACCCUGAUGAGCGUGGAUCGGUACUUGGUCAUCGUACAUGCUGUUGCAGUGCUGGGAGCGAAGAUGCUGCGUUACGGAAUUAUAGUUAGUCUCAUUAUUUGGAUUGUUUCAAUCUGUGCUGCCCUUCCAGAGGCCAUCUUUGCAUCAAUGGUCACAGAGGACAGUAUCACCAGCUGUCAGAGAGUUUAUCCUGCUGGGUCAGCCCAAAGGUGGAAGCUCUUCCGUAACUUUGGUGAAAAUACAGUAGGACUGUUCAUCUCUUUGCCCACUUUAACCUACUGCUACUUCAGGGUCCUAAUGGUUGUGAAAAACACAAAAAACUCAAAAAAGGAACGGGCCAUAAAGCUCAUCUUAGGCAUUGUCAUCGUGUUUGUGGUCUUCUGGGUGCCCUACAAUGUGGUGGUGUUUCUGAAAACCUUGCAGGAGUUUGGCAUUCUUACUAGCUGUAAGGUUUAUCUUCAUAUCAACAUGGCCAUGGACUUGACAGAGACAAUCGCACUAACUCACUGCUGUGUAAAUCCGGUCAUUUAUGCUUUUGUUGGAGAAAAGUUUAGGAAAUGCCUAGCAAGUAUGUUUUCAAGAUAUCUUGUGUGUGUGAAGACCUACCAAUUGACAUCUACACAAUACAAAAUUUCAGAGAAUGAAACUUCCAACACAGCAAUUAUUUUUACAUCUACCAAAAGUACACAAGUUUAGACGGGACACGCAGCAUUUUUUAUUAUUCUUAAUUUUUGUAAAUAUUGUGGUUAUCAUUUAAAAUGUUCAUACAUUGAAACAUAUACAGUAAUGCAUAUUUUGUGGUUAUAUCAUAUCAAUUAUACUACCUCAAUUAGUGAAACCAAAUGUCAUUGUUAAAAAAGAACCGUCAUAUAUGUAUAUAUUAAAUCAUACAAAGAUAUAUAUAUAUUUAAAAAAUCCUGCUUAAGGUUGGUGGGGCAAGAGAUGCUUUCUGCAGUCUAGUGUUUAUUAUUAAAUUAGUGUCUUUAACACAGGUGUAAAAAUUAACCGAUGCAUUAAAUUUAAUGAAGUAUUAAAGCUGCGGUAGGUAACUUUUGACGCUCUAGCGGUUAAUAAACAGAACUGCUUGCGUCUUGCGGAAGAACAUCGUAGCCGGAACUACUUCUCUCUGUUUAUGUCUAUGAAGAAUCACAAAGGUACUGGGUUACUCCGCCGCGGUACCCCCGAAGCAAUCUAAAAUAGUCUGAAUAUAAACACUUAUUAUAGGUGCAACCUAGUGAUUCAGGAAAAGCUAAAAACACGGUUUGGGAAAAUGGAUUCAUGGUGUACUCGCUUAUUAUAUACAUUUUUCUACAUUUUGAACACAAAGUGUUCGGACCGCAGCUCUGAUUGGUUGUUUCUUACCGGGAGCGGAUGACUUUCUGCAAAUGGCAAUAGGACCACUGGGAGGAGCCAGAGGAGCUUGAUUUUUUUCACAAAUUAUCUGUCUCAUAUUCUACUGUCAGGACAUAAUGACAGGUUUAACAAAUAUGUAAAAAAUAUAUUUUCACAAAAGUUACCUACUGCAGCUUUAAGUGGUCUAAUAUUGAUAAUAUAUCUGUUUCUUAAUAUCUCUGAGGCCUCAUCACAUGACCUGCUUAAAAAAAACAUCACUGGUUCCAUAUAAUUGUUAUUAACCACAGGAAUAGAAAUAAACAUCCUUAACCACAGACACUUCAAAGGCAAAACCAAACAAAAAACAUUGUCCAAUCACAUGGACUAAAAGAGUGUGUGUAAGUGCAGUAUUGAUAUAUGGAUGAACUUUACUUUGAAUGUAUUCUUUACUGGACUGAUGUCUGUGAAUAUUGUAUAUUCUUAAUGUCUAUUAAAUUUUAUGCCUAAACUACUUAUUUUGAAUGCACUGAUAUUUAUAUCAAGAUGUUUAUCAAUAUGUAAAUAAACAAAUAAAUAAAACUAUUGUACAAACCCGAUUCCAAAAAAGUUUGGACACUGUACAAAUAGUGUGUAAAAAAGGAAUGGAAUAAUUUACAAAUCUCAUAAACUUAUAUUUUAUUCACAAUUUAGUAUAGAUAGCAUAUCAAAUGUUGAAAGUGAGACAUUUUGAAAUGUCAUGCCAAAUAUUGGCUCAUUUUGGAUUUCAUGAGACCUACACAUUCCAAAAAAGCUGGGAAAGGUAGCAAUAAGUGUUAUGAGUCGGUCAUGAGUCUGGUAUCCUCCUUUUUUCACCCUUCUGGUUAUUCUCUUACUCUCACAGACCAACAUUCCAUGCACACGCUCAUUCACUCACCCCAAGCUGUCUCCAAUUGCUAGCUGUUGUUGCAGUUACCCUCUCGCACCUGCUCUCUCUUUCUCCUUAUUAUGCUUGCUACUUCUAGCCUCUCCUUUUCCUGUUUCGUUGCCAGAUUAUUUAUUUCGGUAUGCUUGCAGUUGGCAGUUUCCUGACUAUCCGUUCCUGUCUUGUCCGAAUCCUGUCCCGAACCAUUCAAGUCUCGUAAGUCAUCCAACCUGGCUCAGGUCUAUCGCUAUCUAUUCUACUCUAAUGUUUGCUCUAUACUCUGUCCAGCCUGCAUGCUCCUCUGUUAUCAGUUUGAAGAAGCAUUUUCGUUUGGACUGUUAUCUCUCACUAUUAAAGAGACAAUUAUUGCAUUUCGCUUUUGGGUCUAAUCUUUAUUCAUAACAAUAAGAGGCCUGAAAAGUUAAAUGUACAUAUAAGGAACAUCUGGAGGACCAAUUUGCAAGUUAUUAGGUCAAUUGGCAACAUGAUUGGGUAUAAAAAGAGCCUCUCAGGGUGGCAGUGUCUCAGAAGUCAAGAUGGGCAGAGGAUCACCAACUCCCCCAAUGCUGCGGCGAAAUAGUGGAGCAAUAUCAGAAAGGAGUUUCCCAGAGAAAAAUUGCAGAGAGUUUGAAGUUAUCAUCAUCUACAGUGCAUAAUAUCAUCCAAAGAUUCAGAAAAUCUGGAACAAUCUCUGUGAGCAAGGUUCAAGGCCGAAAACCAUACUAAAUGCCCCGAUCUUCAGGCCCUUAGAUGACACUGUAAUGGAAAUCACAACAUGGGCUCUGGAAUAUUUCCAGAAAACAUUGUCGGUGAACACAAUCCACCAUGCCAUUCGCCAUUGCCGGCUAAAACUCUAUAGGUCAAAAAAGAAACCAUAUCUAAACAUGAUCCAGAAGCCCAGAUGUUUUCUUUGAGCCAAAGCUCAUUUAAAAUGGACUGUGGUUAAGUGGAAAACUGUUCUAUGGUCAGACGAAUCAAAAUUUGAAGUUCUUUUUGGAAAACUGGUAUGCAAUGUCAUCCGGACUAAAGAGGAAAAGAAAACCCAAGUUGUUAUUAACAUAUGCUCCCAUCUAGAUGUCAUUUCUUUCAUGGAAGACCUUGCAUUUUCCAACAUGACAAUGCCAGACCACAUACUGCAUCAAUUACAACAUCAUGGAUGCGUAGAAGAAGGAUCCAGGUACUGAAAUGGCCAGCCUGCAGUCCAGAUCUUUCACCCAUAGAAAACAUUUGGCGCAUCAUAAAGAGGAAGAUAUGACAAAGAAGACCUAAGCCUGUAUUAGACAAGAAUGGGACAACAUUCCUUUUCCUAAACUUGAGCCACUUGUGUCUUCAGUCCCCAUAUGUAUGCAGACUGUUAUAAAAAGAAGAGGGGAUGCCACACGUGUUGAUGCCAUGAAAUUUAAAAUCUACUUAUUUUUCCCUUAAAAUUAUACAUUUUGUCAGUUUAAACAUUUGAUAUGUAAUCUAUGUUGUAUUCUUUAAAAAAAAAAAAAAAAAAGAAAAAGAAAAAAAUCCACAUCAUUGCAUUCUGUUUUCAUUCACAAUUUGUACAGUAUCCCAACUUUUUUGAAAUCGGGUUUGUAUAUUAUAAUGCUAUUGCGUACCACAGGAGCCCUCCCUGAUACAUUAUGCACUGCAUGCGAAUGCUUACUUUAGUUUUAAAUCAUAGAAAAAAAAAUCUAGUACCAACACUUUCUCUGUAGCCUCACAAAAUACUGAAUUAUAACAUUUUACACAUGUACAUGCAGAAAAUAUCCAAAUUAAGUGACAUAUUGCAUAACAAUAUUUGUAAUGAUAUUGCACAUAUGGCAUAAUUUUUGGACAAUGGAAUUUUAGAUUUGAUUUUUAGAGACAUUUUAUUACUUUUAUGGGUUGUAUUUGCACACUAUUUUUCAUAUACACUGUCAACAAUGAUUGUACCUUUAGGGGUCACUAGGGCAGUAUCCUCAAAGGGAAACUUUUGUACCUUAUUUACCCCUAAAGGGUGCAUAUUAGCUCCUUACAGUAGUAAUGUGUGUAUUCUUAUGGUAUUAUUAUGAACACUAGGGGUAAAGGUGGUAAAAAGUUGUCCCGUUUGAGGGUGCUCUGACAGGAUGAGGUACAGUACCCUGUCACAAUCACUUGGGGAAGGAACAAGGAGAUGCAGGAGAAUACUUUGAGACUUUAAUCCAACAAGCAAAGGUAUAUUACACAGGAACUCAAGGAAGACAUUUAACACUGGACACAGACUCAGUGAAACAUAGGGCUUAAGUAAACAAGGAAACUAAUAAUGGGAACACCUGGAAAUAAUGAACAUGCCAACAUGAGGGACAACACAGCUGGAACCAAAUAAACAUAAUGAGGACAGGAACAGGAAACAUGAACAAACAUGGGAAACUGGAACUAAAGUAAGACAGUAAAACAAGGAAACACAAGUCCACAACAAUGACAUACCACUAAAGGUACUUUUUUGUUUUUCUGAGUGUACUGCAUAAUAUACACACAGUCUUUUUAUUUUUUAUUUUUGUCAAAUACCUGAAUGAUGAAGAAAAAUAAAAACAUACUAA
Messenger RNA from Carassius gibelio (silver crucian carp), 5261 nucleotides. RefSeq names its product C-C chemokine receptor type 4-like. Gene Ontology annotation, cellular component: membrane. The transcript is spliced from 2 exons. Gene Ontology annotation, biological process: chemotaxis; G protein-coupled receptor signaling pathway; immune response. The record is from RefSeq and is a predicted model, not a curated record. NCBI's taxonomy places the organism in Eukaryota, Metazoa, Chordata, Actinopteri, Cypriniformes, Cyprinidae. Gene Ontology annotation, molecular function: chemokine receptor activity. The coding region runs from base 123 to 1178 and encodes 351 amino acids.